GGACCUGCUAAGAAGGUUUGGUCCUCUAGCACGUGAUCUGUUUCUCAGAAUGCAGUUUGGAGUUGCGCUUGCACGGCCCCACUAUCGGCCGCCCCACCUCUUUUUGGGACUCGAGUCGACAAUUCGACAUUCGUCGAACGGGACUGGACUGGACACGCGCUAGACCAGACCGCUAGAAACUGAGGAACAUCUGGUGCCUGGAGUUUGACGCUCACUCAGGGCCACUCAGGGCCAGAACCCCCUGAAGGACUGCCAUGCUGGACCCUUGGGACCAAAAGUGGUGCAGUACGGAGCCCGGCCGCACGGACCGUCUUAGCCCCAAUUAGGACGGUUGAGAACACGGGGCGAGACCAUUUCGCGAUACUUUUGUUGGCCUAGGAGCACAUGCAGUCCUUUUCUGCCCACCUCACCCCAAGUGCUCCUCCACGCACUGGUGUCGUAGCAUCGCCAUCCUCUUCUUCGCUCCGCCCUCCCCCCUUCGUCGUCGCCCGUCUUGUCCCGCCGGCUCGUCCUUUCUGGUUUCCUCCUCCCCCCUAUCCACCCCGUUUUCUCGUCACAAUGGCCGAUACUGAAGCUCCCGUUGCUGCCCCUGCGGCCGACACCAAGCAGCAGCAGCAGCGUCCCACCAAGCCCGACGAGGAUGCCUACAACAAGUCCCUCGCCGCGGCUGAGAAGGCUCAUAAGGCUGCCAUGGACCGUCUGAAUGCCAUCAAGGCCAAGAUCGACAUUGCCAUGCCCAAGAAGGACGCCGAGACCCCGACGCAGAAGCGCCGCAAGGAGCUCAUCGCCCAGGCCAACGAGAUCCGCACCAAGCAGGCGGGCGGUAAGAACGCCCGCACGAGCAAGCUGGACCAGAUCAAGAAGCUCGACGAGCAGCUGCGCAGCCGCAUCCAGGAGCAGAAGAACGCCAAGGGCAAGGUGCCGUACAAGUCGGUCGAGGACGUCGACCGCGAGAUUGCGUCGCUCGAGAAGCAGGUCAACAGCGGGACCAUGCGUCUGGUCGACGAGAAGAAGGCGCUGGCGGACAUUUCCAACCUCCGCAAGGUGCGCAAGAACUUUGGCCAGUUUGACGACGCGCAGCGCCAGAUCGACGAGACUCGCGCCAAGAUCAAGGAGAUCAAGGACUCGAUGGACGACCCCGAGCAGAAGGCCAUGUCGGAAAAGUACAAUGCCAUCCAGGCCGAGCUGGACGCCAUCAAGGCCGAGCAGGACGAGGCGUAUAAGAGCAUCAACUCGCUGCGCGACGAGCGCACCAAGCUCCACGCCGAGCAGCAGGAGACCUGGGCCGCGAUCCGCAAGAUCAAGGACGACUACCACACCCAGCGCAAGGCCUUCAACGCCUACGACCGUGAGCAGAAGGACAAGGCGCGCGAGAGGCGCAAGGCCGAGCAGGAGAAGUACCUUCAGGACCGCAAGAAGGCCGAUGCCGAGAACGUUCUCGCCGAGGCCAGCGACCCAGCCUACAUGGAGGAGAUCCGCCGCGCCAACAGCCUGCUCCUCUUUCUCGACCCCGAGCACAAGGUGGAGAAGGGCCCCUUGAUGGCUGAGUCUGGCCUGACGGCCCAGGCCACCCGCAAGGUCGAGGACGCCCCUGCUGGCACCAAGCUCCUCCGCAAGGACGAGCGUGAGGAGGACCUCUUUGCCCCCAUCGCCAAGAAGGGCAAGAAGGGUAAGAAGGGUGGUGCUGGCGGCGCCUCUGCCAAGAGCUUCAACUGCCCCCCUUCGGUCGUCGAGGACUGCGCUUUCAUGGGCAUCGACCCGCCCAUGAGCCAGGCCGACGUGCCCGAGGUCACCAAGAAGGUCCGCGCCAAGCUGGACCAGUGGAAGGCGGACCAGGAGACUCAGACGCAAAAGGUCAGUCGCCCCCCAUUCUCCACUCAAGAACUAAUCGCUAACGGGGAAGCAGAACAUUGAAAAGGCCAAGAAG
Messenger RNA from Emericellopsis atlantica, 1927 nucleotides. RefSeq lists its product as uncharacterized. Lineage: Eukaryota; Fungi; Ascomycota; Sordariomycetes; Hypocreales; Bionectriaceae. Gene Ontology annotation, cellular component: nuclear outer membrane-endoplasmic reticulum membrane network; endoplasmic reticulum; ribonucleoprotein complex. Gene Ontology annotation, molecular function: mRNA binding. The coding region runs from base 385 to 1914 and encodes 509 amino acids. The transcript has a single exon. The record is from RefSeq and is a predicted model, not a curated record. Gene Ontology annotation, biological process: intracellular mRNA localization.